Molecule: messenger RNA, 686 nt
Organism: Anolis carolinensis (green anole)
Lineage: Eukaryota; Metazoa; Chordata; Lepidosauria; Squamata; Anolidae
Exons: 2
Coding region: 59-445 (128 amino acids)
Source: RefSeq, a predicted model, not a curated record
CAGGGAAAGAAGGAAGGAAUGAAGGAAGGUAGGUAGGUAGUUAAAGGAGGGAAGGAAGAUGAGAAGGAAAAGAAUGAAAGGAAGGAAGGAAGGCAGGAAGGAUGGAAGAAAAAGAAAAAAAGGAGGGAAGGAAGGAAGUUGGGAAGGAAGGGUCCUUGUGUUGCCAAGGCCUCAAGGGAUGUCCCAGACCCGCAGCUUCCCCUUCAUGUGGGGCAUGAAUGCCCCCGGCAGUGCCCUGGUGACCCCGCCUGGUGACCCUUCCUUUGGCCCUUGCAGGGGGCCUGGACGUGGGCCUGAGCAACUCCCUGUACAAGAGCCUGGCCUCGCUCUCCCCGGAGAUCAAGGAGUGUGUGGACGCCUGCAACUUCAUCGCCCAGAGCACACGGGAGCAGAGCGCCACCGGGGCGGAGAUGGAGAACUGGGUGAUGAUUGGGCAGGUGAUUGACAAGCUCUGCUUCUGGGCGGCCAUCCUGCUCUUCUCCAUCGGGACCUUCGCCAUCUUCUACAUGGGGCUCCUCAACACCGCCCCGGACAACCCCUUCCCUGGAAUGGAGGAACCCUACUGACCGCCCACCCCGUCCAGGACCCCCACCCCUAUUGUCAUGAUCUCCAUAUGAGAGCCCCUAUAUAAGUGGGCCAAAGAGAAGGUUCUGGUAUUCGGUACAAUAAAAAUCUGUUGGAACCUA